ACUCCAGCGUCAUUGAACCUGAUGUGCGUAUCCCCCUUCCAUCAUCACAAUCAACCUUCAAUUUGACUCUUGUCUCUCCUCUCUGCUCUUUAAACUUUGUUUUCCUCUUUCCCGCUAAUCUCUCUCACCCCCCGCACCACUACAGAACUUCAGCGACAAUGACUCCACCUAUCCCGGCUCGUAAGUUCCUACCCGCGACCUACCCGACGUCUGGUUCCAACGGUUCGCGCUGACCGCAAUCCAGGCUGGGCGAUGCCAGCUACACCACCAGCAUCACGUCCAGUGCGAUGAACUAUGCAUAUGAGGUAUAGGAAUCCGUCUCGCAUCCACCCUCCGAGCCUUGGCUAAGUGUCGCAGAACGGUCGCAGAUACCAUUCCUAUCACGAGGGAGAAUACGUCCUGGUAUGCCCAUUCGAUCGACCGUGUCCCCAUCGCCCCUACUGAUCUCACAGCCCAAUGAUGAACAAGAACAAGAUCGUCUCGACCUGGUUAGUGGCGCAGCGCAUUCUGAGACCGACGGGCGAGUCCAGGGUUGACCGGAACAGAGCCACCACAUCUAUCGCAUGCUCUUCAAGGGAGAGCUGAACCGAGCGCCGAUUAAGAAUCCCGCGCGCGUACUAGACAUUGGAACUGGCACGGGAAUCUGGGCGAUUGACUAUGCCGACGAGCAUCCCGAGGCAGAAGUGAUCGGAAACGAUCUCAGCCCCAUUCAACCGUCCUGGAUUCCGCCGAAUUGCCGAUUCGAAGUCGAUGAUUUUGAGCAACCAUGGUCCUACAGCAAGCCGUUCGAUUAUAUUCACGGUCGGGAGUUGGAGGGCUGCGUUCGCGAUGUCGACAACCUCUUUCGGCAAGCACUCGAGAAUCUGAAGCCCGGGGGAUGGAUGGAAAUCGCCUCGAUGGAGGUCAACACAUACUCGGAUGACGAUACACAUUUGCGGGCCAAGAAUCUACUGGAGGGUAUAGUGUAUAUGCAUGACUGCGCUCGGGAGUAUGGAAAGGACAUGGCCAGUGUGCACACCUGGAAGGAAAAGAUGGAAAAGGCCGGUUUUGUCAAUGUCCGGGAAGAGAUCUUCAAGCUCCCCCAAAGCCCCUGGCCCAAGGACCCCAAGAUGAAAGAUCUCGGUCGCUAUCACCAAGUCAACAUGUUCGAGGCGCUUGGCCCAUACUGCUACGCGCUGUUCACGCGCGUGAUGGGUUGGGAACGAACGGAGAUCGAAGUGUUUGUGGCAGGCAUGAAACAGGAGUUGCGCGACUUGAAUAACCACUUGUACACGAAAGUGCACAUCGUGUAUGGACAAAAGCCGGAAUGACAUAGCGUGUGAGAAUCUCUGUUUUGUGUCUGGUGUCGGCUGUUUUGGAUAUCGGGGCUUUUCUCCUUGAUCAUGUGAUAUGAGCCCAUUCAUUAAGCGUCUUUCCACGUCAUGUCCAGUACUUAUUAUCAUAAUGCUUGUUGAAUACGAUGUAGGGGAACCUACAAUGACCUAUACUCUCUGCUUGAUUGUUCAGGAAACAUCACGAUGAUGAUUAUACCCUAUCUGAUUGAACAAGUUAUUUUUAGAUAUAUUUAUAAGUACUACUAAGUAGUAGGGCAAUGUAGCACACAUUGAUACUAGUUAUACCACCCUUCCUAUUCAGCGUUGAAUAUCAC
Molecule: messenger RNA, 1648 nt
Organism: Aspergillus welwitschiae
Lineage: Eukaryota; Fungi; Ascomycota; Eurotiomycetes; Eurotiales; Aspergillaceae
Product: class I SAM-dependent methyltransferase
Exons: 6
Coding region: 564-1310 (248 amino acids)
Molecular function (GO): methyltransferase activity
Source: RefSeq, a predicted model, not a curated record